AUGGAGCCAGGGCGAGUCAAAUUCAAGAUAUCUCUGGUGAAGCGCAUUAACAACGCAGCAGAAGCUAUAGAUCUCCUCUUAGGGUGGAAGAAAAUGACAGGUGGAGCAGUGGAACUGGGACGUCGAACGUAUCAUUACUUGCUCACUGGUUUGGUUAUGGACGAUCAAUGGGAGAAUGAGGUUACGGAAUAUGGGGCUGUGAAUAUAACCGGAUUCCGCAUCGUGGAUCACGGCCGGCGGGUUGUGAAGGAGUUCAUGGAGGGUUUGAAGAGGAUGGAUCCACGCUUCAAGGGGACUAUAUCGGCUCAAACAGCGCUGAUGUACGACGGCGUUCAAGUUUUAAUGGACGCGCUCGGACGUCUGUAUAGAAAGAAACCUGAUUCAUUUAGAGCCGCCUUGAGAAGAGCAGCAUCAUUAGCCAACUCCACCAAAGUAAUUGAUUGCAAUCCUGGCAAAGGAUGGGUUGUUCCUUUCGAGCACGGAGACAAAAUUUCACGACUCAUUAAAAAGACGGAUAUCGAGGGUCUAACCGGAAAUAUAUCAUUCAAUGAAGAGGGACACCGCUCUAAUUUCACUCUCCAAGUUGUUGAAAUGACAGUUCAGAGCGCAAUGGUUAAAGUUGCAACUUGGUCAGACAAAGGCGGUCUAACAAUGUUGUCACCGAAACUCACUGACCUAUACACGCCAACUUCGUUCGACAUAAAUAAAACCUACAUCAUUACGACAAUCCUACAAGAGCCCUAUUUAAUGGUAGCCCCAAAAGAAUACGGACAAAGAGGGGAACCAUUCCAUGGAUUUUGUAAGGAUCUCGCUGAUUUUAUCUCGAAUAGACUGGGAAUAAAAUAUCAAUUAAAAAUAGUCGCCGAUGGCCAAUUCGGGAGUGAGACGCCUAAUGGUUGGACUGGGCUUGUUGGAGAAGUUCUAAAAAAGGAAGCUGAUUUAACUCUGGCUCCAUUAGCAAUAACACCUGAAAGAGAGAGAGUAGUAGAUUUCACUGAACCAUUUUUAUCUGUUGAAAAUCCGAUUAUACAGACAAAGACGUCCAAACAAGUCAGCGAUACCUUUAGCUUUUUACGGCCUUUAUCUAAGGAAAUAUGGCUCUGCGUCCUAUUCAGCUUCUUCGCAGUGAGCAUCGUUCUGUUUCUAGUAUCGAGGUUUUCACCACAUGAAUGGAAAUCUGUUUCCAUAUCAGACACACAGUUGGAUCAUCCUGUUAGCAGUACUAAUGAGAUAAUAUUGCACAACGAGUUCAGUAUCUGGAAUUCCUUCUGGUUCUCCUUGGGUUCGUUCAUGCAGCAGGGGAGCGAUGUGGUUCCUAGAUCUCUAUCCGGUCGUAUUGUGGGAACUGUCUGGUGGUUCUUCGCCCUGAUAUUAGUAUGUUCCUACACGGCCAAUUUAGCUGCAUACCUUAUCAUUGAGCGCAUCACGGAGCCCGCUCAAUUCCUCACCUAUAGUUCGAAGAUAAAUUUCGAAAGUCAAUUCCUUCCAAACAACGACUUCGUAAAGGAUCCGGAAGUGGUCAACGAUCCCCCUUACACUAUCGACAGUCGAUACGAAAGAUCCUGCCUAACACCACCAAUAUGCCGCUACAAACACGUUGAUUUCGGUAUGGCGCUUGCAAAAGGAUCCAGUAUCACGUGA
Molecule: messenger RNA, 1641 nt
Organism: Pieris macdunnoughi
Lineage: Eukaryota; Metazoa; Arthropoda; Insecta; Lepidoptera; Pieridae
Source: the annotation of a GenBank genome assembly